CCGGACGGAGACCACCUUACGGCGGGGCGCUCCCGCCCUCCUUGGGAGGGAUAAAUGCUGACUUCAGUCCCGAAGUUCCCAAGUGCAAAGUGUGCCCCGCCGACCGCCGCGGGCGAAGGAAGCCUGGGGGGCCCCUCCUGCACUGGGACUUCUGCUCCCCGCAUUCCAUUCCCCUCUUUCGCGCCGGCUCGGCCAGCGCCAGCGGAGGGCCUGUGCCCGUCUGUGGAGCUUUUUAAUCCACACCCCCCCCCCCCUCCGCCAGCACGGAGAGGACUCGCUGCUCGGCCCCACAGAGAACAAGCUAACUGCAAGGAUGUGGAAGGUGCCAGUUCUGCUGCUGGUUUUGGGAAGAACGCUGCUCUGGGUUCCGGCAGACGGAGCCGUCACGGUCCUGCCAGAGGAUGACAUUACCACCUUAACUGCGGAAGGUGGCACGGUGAACCCAGGUGUGGAAGAUGAUGCAGUGACUCCAGGUGCCAGUAGAGACCCCUCCGAGUCUGCUGGCUUCACAGCUCAGGUGCCCACAAACACGAAGAACACAGACCUUCUCACGGAGGACCUGCCGACUCUAGGCAGCGGGGUCCCUGGCCAGGAAGAAAGCCGGAGCACCACCACCUUGCCUGUGGCCACCAGUCGCCCAGGGGAAGACACACAGACAACAGUGGAGAAAGAUGGCUUGGCGACAGGGACCCUGAUCGGAAUCAUAGUGGGGGUCUUACUAGCCAUUGGAUUCGUCGGCGGACUCAUCAUCGUGGUCGUGCGGAAAAUGUCGGGAAGGUACUCGCCCUAAAACGCUGAAGAAGUGCGCCCUUCUGCCAAAACGUUUAAAAGAGAGUUUCCGACCUCCCCCGUCCCUGAGCAGGCGGGAGAAGAUGACCCGUGGACAUGCCUGGCCGCCCCACUCAAAAUCCACGGCGAUCCCCCCCGGCUUGCAGAAGUCACUGAAGGAACGAUGACUCCCAAGACUCGCUCCUUUAAGCGUUUGCCUUUUGAGAAACUUUUUAAAAAGACAUAUUUUGGAAAAAGGUGAUUUAAAAAAAAAUGCAUAGAAAAGGGAGCGCAACUAUGUAAAUUGACUUGUAACUAAGAGACACGACCUAACUCGGUCGAUGUUAGAAACUGUAACCACAUCUUUGUUCCGACCGUUCUCUCUGUUAUUGUUCAAAUGCAAAGGAAUCUGGAAAUA
Messenger RNA from Phyllostomus hastatus (greater spear-nosed bat), 1186 nucleotides. RefSeq names its product podoplanin (gene PDPN). The record is from RefSeq and is a predicted model, not a curated record. Lineage: Eukaryota; Metazoa; Chordata; Mammalia; Chiroptera; Phyllostomidae. The transcript has 6 exons. The coding region runs from base 314 to 790 and encodes 158 amino acids. Gene Ontology annotation, molecular function: protein-folding chaperone binding; signaling receptor binding; chemokine binding. Gene Ontology annotation, cellular component: lamellipodium; apical plasma membrane; basolateral plasma membrane. Gene Ontology annotation, biological process: Rho protein signal transduction; regulation of myofibroblast contraction; positive regulation of epithelial to mesenchymal transition.